This is a messenger RNA of Pungitius pungitius (ninespine stickleback), 2267 nucleotides long. It is a transcript of the gene slc34a2b, whose product is annotated as solute carrier family 34 member 2b. NCBI's taxonomy places the organism in Eukaryota, Metazoa, Chordata, Actinopteri, Perciformes, Gasterosteidae. Gene Ontology annotation, cellular component: apical plasma membrane; brush border; vesicle. Gene Ontology annotation, biological process: intracellular phosphate ion homeostasis; sodium-dependent phosphate transport. The coding region runs from base 4 to 1932 and encodes 642 amino acids. The record is from RefSeq and is a predicted model, not a curated record. The transcript is spliced from 12 exons. Gene Ontology annotation, molecular function: sodium:phosphate symporter activity.
GUCAUGGCUCCUAGACCACAGGUGGGGGCCGAUUCCUCCCCGACUCUCGACAACGACAAUGACAACGGCCCGGCUAAAGAUGCCGGCAUCCUGCCGUCCUACUCCACCGUGGACCUGGUGAACGGGGACCCGGACGAGGCCGACCCCUGGGAUCUGCCCGAGCUCAGAGACACCGGGGUCAAGUGGUCGGACCUGGAUACUAAAGGGAAGGUCCUGCGGGUGCUCAGUGGUAUUAUGAAGGCCGUGAUGCUGGUCGGGCUGCUCUACCUGUUCAUCUGCUCGCUGGAUGUCCUCAGCUCCGCCUUCCAGCUGGUCGGAGGAAAAGCUGCUGGUGACAUCUUCCAGGACAAUGUGAUAUUGUCCAACCCUGUGGCCGGGCUGGUGAUCGGGGUGUUAGUCACGGUGCUGGUGCAGAGCUCCAGCACCUCCUCCUCCAUUGUGGUCAGCAUGGUGUCCUCAGGGUUGCUCGAUGUCCAAUCAGCGGUUCCGAUCAUCAUGGGCGCCAACAUCGGCACAUCGGUCACCAACACCAUCGUGGCGAUGAUGCAGGCGGGAGACCGCAACGAGUUCCGCAGGGCCUUCGCCGGCGCCACGGUGCACGACUUCUUCAACUGGCUGUCGGUGAUGAUCCUCCUGCCUCUGGAAGUGGCCACGGGCGUCCUGUACAAGCUCACCCACCUCAUCAUCGAGUCCUUCAACAUCCAGGGCGGGGAUAACGCCCCCGACCUGCUCAACGUCAUCACCGACCCGCUCACCGACUCCAUCAUCCAGCUGGAUAAAUCUGUCAUCACGGGCAUUGCCACCGGUGACCCGUCGGCCAGGAACAAGAGUCUGAUCAAAGUGUGGUGCAAAACAGAGACCAACACGACUUUCUGGAAUGCAACAGUGGAGAACUGCACCGCCGGGGCUUUGUGCUGGGAGGAGGGAAACCUGACCUGGACCCAGAUGAACUCGUCUUGGAUCGAAUACCAAGAGAAAUGCAAACACAUCUUCGCCAGCGCCAACCUGCCGGACCUGGCCGUGGGCCUGAUCCUGCUGGCUCUGUCCCUGCUCACCCUCUGCACCUGCCUCAUCCUCAUCGUCAAACUGCUCAACUCCAUGCUGAAGGGACAGGUGGCUGUGGUCAUCAAGAAGGUGCUCAACACAGACUUCCCCUUCCCCUUCGCCUGGGUGACCGGCUACAUUGCGAUGUUCGUGGGGGCGGGGAUGACCUUCAUCGUUCAGAGCAGCUCGGUCUUCACCUCGGCCAUCACUCCUCUCGUCGGUAUUGGCGUCAUUAGCCUGGAGAGAGCUUAUCCUCUGACGCUGGGUUCCAACAUUGGCACGACGACCACGGCUAUAUUAGCUGCUAUGGCUAGCCCCGGAGAGACGCUAGCCAACUCGCUGCAGAUUGCCCUCUGCCACUUCUUCUUCAACAUCAUGGGCAUCAUACUGUGGUAUCCCAUACCCUUCACGCGGCUGCCCAUCCGGCUGGCCCGAGGCCUCGGCAACCGCACCGCUAGGUACCGCUGGUUCGCCGCCUUCUACCUCAUCUUGUGCUUCCUGGUCUUCCCCCUGACCGUCUUCGGCCUGUCGGUGGCCGGCUGGCAGGUCCUGGUGGGCGUUGGCGUACCACUGGUCACCUUGGCGGUUUUCGUGAUCGUGGUCAAUGUGAUGCAGUCCCACUGUGUCCGCUUCCUGCCCCUCUGCCUGCGCAGCUGGGACUUCCUCCCGCGGCCCAUGCGCUCCCUGGCGCCGUGGGACGUCGUGGUGAACUUCAUCUUCGGCUUAUGCGGCAAACACUGCUGCUGCUGCUGCAAGUGCUGCAAGUGCUGCAAGAAGAAGGAGGAGGACGAGAAGGUGAUGAACCAGGGCAGGAGGAGUCUGGAGAUGUACGAUAACCCCGCCAUGGCGAGGGACGAGGACUCGGCGGCGAGAGCGGCGCGCUUUUAACGCGGAGGAGUUUGAUCUGCGUCUCCGGGCGGAACUCAAGCGCUGGGGUGGCUCCCAUGAUUCACGUGUUGAACCUGCUGUUUCUGGCCUUGUGAUGAUGUUUGAUGUGAUGUUUUCUAUGUGUACUUCAGUCGAUCUGCUUAGACUAUGACUUAGCUCUGGGUGGUUCAGACACUCAAUACUUAUUUUCAUAUUUCUUAUGGUGCAUGAGAAAAGGCCGUCUUAUAAAAGCUUAUAUUUACAAUUUAAAUUUUAAAUGUUUAAUGUAGCGCUGAAAAUAUUUGUUAUCAUUCAGUAUUUAAGACUAUACAAUAUUUGUAAAAUAAAGAAAUUAC